Molecule: messenger RNA, 2007 nt
Organism: Lathyrus sativus (Indian pea)
Lineage: Eukaryota; Viridiplantae; Streptophyta; Magnoliopsida; Fabales; Fabaceae
Source: the annotation of a GenBank genome assembly
AUGGCAAACCUAAUGAGAUCACUUCUUCACAUUGGAAGUGGAAAUGAACCUAACCCUUUAACAAUGUCUGAUGAACACAUUUUGGAAGAGAUUUAUUCAACACAUGUUCAUAGUGACACCAAGUUUGAUGCUCAAUCUCUUUUCAACAUAGCUGGGAACAUUCUUACACGUUCAACACAUAUUGUUGAUAAAGUUCUUCAAGGACAUCAUGGAGCUCUGGAGCACUUAGAUAGCAUUAAUCCACACGCUAGUUUCACUUCACCAUUGUGUACUUUGAAGCAAAUUAAUUUUGAGAUGUCAUGCAAGGCACCAGGUGAGGAAAUAGCCUACAAAACAACACUAUCAAUCCUAAAUAAGCUGUCAAACUAUUCAUGGGUUGCUAAAGGAGUACUUACUCUUUCUGCCUUUGCACUUGAAUAUGGAGACUUCUGGUUUCUAUCACAGUAUCAAUCAACAGAACCACUUGCCAAAUCAUUAGGCAUAAUCAAGAGAGUUCCUCAACUCACCAAACCUCAAGCACUGAAGAAACACCGCAAUGCAAUUCUGGAACUCAACAAUCUGAUCAAAGCAACAUGGCAAGUGAUUGAUAUCAUCAUUGAGUUGGAAAGACUCAACUCGCAUCAUGAUAUCAAGGAAGUUCCAGCUCUUGCACCAGCUUUGGAACAAUUCCCUGUUGAUGUCUAUUGGGUUAUCAUCACCACUGUUGCAAUUGUUACUCAGUUUGAAUGUCUCACUACUGAUUCGGAUAAGAGGCAGGAUUUAUCUCACUUUGGUCAAAAGAUUAACAUAAUAAUCAGCAAAUUGAGGAAGCAUGUCUCACAAAUCACUAUCCAGAUUGAUGAAGCAGAGUAUAACAAGCUACUCAAGAAGCUCUUUCAAACCCCGACGGAAAUUAUGGAAGUGUUUAAGGUGUUGAUUUUUUGGAAAAACACUCCAAAAACACCCAUCAUCUAUGAUGGUUCCACUAAAACACUGGUAAAUAUUGAAGUGUUGAAAAAGAAGGAUGUGUUCUUGUUCAUUUCAACCCUGGAAAUCAUUGAAGAAGACAUCUCAAUUUUGAUUCCAAUUUAUGAUCAUAUGAAAAAAACAGGAAGCCAACACAAGAUUGUGUGGAUUCCCAUUGUGGAGGAAUGGAAUGAUAGGUUGAAGAAAAAAUUUGAUUCUUUCAAGUCUAAGAUGCCUUGGUAUGUGUUGCAUCACUUUGCACAUAUAAAAGGCAUCAAAUACAUAAAGGAGGAAUUGCAUUUCAAGCAGAAGCCUUUGGUUGUUGUGUUGAGUCCACAUGGAAAGAUUAUACAUCAGAAUGCAUUCCAUAUGAUUCAAGUUUGGGGAGUAAAAGGAUUCCCUUUCUCCAAAUCCAAAGAAGAAUCACUGACCCAAGAAUUAAUGUGGGUUGAUUCCCUUCUUGUUGACAUUGAUAUAAAGAUUAAAUGGGAGGAGGAAAAGUCUGUCAUCAUUUAUGGAGGAAAAGAUAAGGAAUGGAUUCAACAAUUCACUAAGUAUGCUGGCGCUUUAGCAAAUGAUGCCGCUCUUAAGCAAUCAAAGACUUCAAUUGACCUGUUUUGCUUGGAGUCUCAACAACCAAAUGUGGUUAACAACUUUUGGAAAAAGGUAGAGAGUUUGUUUGUGACCAAGAUGCAUGAGAAAACAAACACAGUAACACAACAGGUUGAGAAAUUGCUGUCAUACAAGAAUGAGACAGGGUGGGCAAUUGUAACCAAAGGGUCUAUUGUGACUUCUGUUGGUCAUGGGACAACAGUUUUGAAAACAGUGGCAGAGUUUGACAAAUGGAAGGAUGUGUUUAUCAACAAGGGCUUUGAAUUUGCAUUCAGAGAACAUCAUCACAAGGUUGCUAGUACCGUUCAUCUCUGCUCCCACCUUGAGAUUCCUAAUGUUGCUGGAAAAAUCCCAGACUUUAUUGAAUGUCCAGAUUGUCACCGCACAAUGGAAGUGUUUAUUAGCUACAAGUGUUGCCAUAACGUGGAUAAGGUUAAUGGCGUGCAUUAG